AUGCGUUUAGUUUUUCUGUUCUUACUUUAUAUUCCGUUAUGUUUUGGAGAAAAGAAGCCUAAAGUUGCUAGAGUUACUUCGGUAGAACAGUUAGAGUCAGUGCUCAAAGCCAGGCAUAAUGUCUUAGUCUACUAUCAUUUGGAAAAAGCCUCUUUAGGGAACACUUUAAUUGAUCUGGCUGAAGAAGUUCAGGGAACAGCUAUUGUGGCAUUCAUCUACUGUGACUCUCAAGACGGCCAUGUAGUUUGCGAAGAAAUGGGUGUCAAAGCGAAUCCUUUUGUACUUCGGCAUUAUUACCGUGGUGUCUUCAACUUGGAUUAUAAUCGAGAGAUCUCUGUCGACAGCUUGAAGAAAUUCUUACUGAAUCCACUAGAAGAAAUCCCCUGGUCAGAGCAGCUUGGUGCUGACAAUGUCGUCCAGAUUGAAUCCGAGGACGACUUCAUUAAGUGUCUGAAUGGAAAGAAACAGACCCUCUUCUUCUUCUAUACUCCUGAUAAUACCGAUUGCCGAAAAUUAAUCCCUAUUUGGAAUGAUCUGGCCGAUAAGUAUGAAAACCGCUUUCAAUUCGCGGCUAUAAACAUGAAGAACAAACUAAAUGCUCCGAUGGGUAAAGUUUAUCAGAUCAAAAAGUAUCCUAGUCUGCAGUAUUUCGAAGACGGAGUUCACAUGUUUGCCUACGAGGGGAAACUUGAUGCGAAUUCAAUAGCUGAAUGGAUCAAAAAACCGAAACGUUCUGAUGUACAAGCACACUCAAGUGAUCCGAGAGACCAUUGGGAGAAUCAACCCGACUCUUUGGUCAAUCAUCUGUCUGAAGAUUCUUUCGAAGACUUCAUAGAUGAUCAUUCUAAAGUACUGGUAGUCUUCCAUGCUCCAUGGUGUGGAUUUUGUAAAAAACUCCAGCCUGUGAUUGAAAAUGUCGCUAGAAAAGUGAAUGCUGAACGGCAUGAUAUAGUAAUCGCUGCUAUUGAUGGAUCAAAGAAUGAAAGAACGAGGAAGAAAUAUUCCAUCGACGGCUAUCCAAAGAUUAAAUAUUUUAAGAACGGAAAAGUAAAGUCAGAAAUCAAAGAACGACUCGAAGAACAAAUCAUGAGAUGGAUAAGAAACCCUUCAAAAUCACCUGCAGUAAUGGAGGACUGGAGCAAGGAAAGUAAAGAUGUUCAUUUCUUGAACGAAAAAAAUUGGGAACAAGUUGAGGAUAAACAGCAUUCAUUCAUCAUGUUCUAUGCUCCAUGGUGUGGACAUUGCAAAUCAACUAAGCCUAUCUGGCAGGACAUCGCAGCUGUUUUGAAAAGACAAUCUCAGUUUUUCAUUGGAGCUGUCGAUUGCACUAUUCAUAAGCGAUUGUGCCAGAAGGAAAAGGUCGGAGCAUAUCCCUCGUUCAAAUACUAUUUUUAUGGCGAAUUAAGAGACACCUAUAGGCAGGGGCGUACUCAGGCUGCCUUUAUUGAGUAUCUCCAAAGUAAAGAAACUCUCGUAUUAGGACAUGAAGAAUUGUAG
Molecule: messenger RNA, 1497 nt
Organism: Auanema sp. JU1783
Lineage: Eukaryota; Metazoa; Nematoda; Chromadorea; Rhabditida; Rhabditidae
Source: the annotation of a GenBank genome assembly